Molecule: messenger RNA, 1001 nt
Organism: Ricinus communis (castor bean)
Lineage: Eukaryota; Viridiplantae; Streptophyta; Magnoliopsida; Malpighiales; Euphorbiaceae
Exons: 1
Coding region: 221-754 (177 amino acids)
Source: RefSeq, a predicted model, not a curated record
ACACAUUUAAGUUUGAACAAAAACCUCAAUUAUACAUAACCUCAUUAACAGGCAAUUUCUUGCUUGUAACAUGAGAACUCCACCUUAACUCUCUUUCCCUUAUUCUGCACUCAAAGAAUUGCACACUGCUCUACUAAAUUCAAACUCCGGAUCACAUUCUCAACCACUUCUUUCUUUCUUAAACCUAGCAAGAAAAAAGAAAGAAAGAAAGCAAUUAAGAAUGUCUAUACAACCCCAACAAGUACAACCACAACCGCAAGAACAACAGCCUGUUGAUGUUUAUCCAAACACCGUUAUGGGGCAGCCGCCACCGGCAGCUUUUCAUCACUCUCACUCAAACGGAUCAUUUGGUACUGUAUUUAUAGUUCUUGCUGUGAUUAUUGUAAUAUCAGCUAUUGCUUGCUGCCUUGGCAGGUUUUGCAAUAAGCGCAAAGGUCAGGCUCAAGGUCAAGGCCAUGGUCAAGGUCAAGGUCAAGGCAAGAAACAAAACAAGAAGCAAACCAAUAAGCACAGCCAACCAAACCCUAAUUUCAGACCCAAAGAAAGGGGUGAGAAAGGUAGAGAAAGAGAAGGGGAUCUUGAAUUUGGGUUUGAGAAAGGAUUUCCAAUAGGCAAGCCUGCAGGUGGAAAUGGAGAUGGUAGAGGACAGAAGCCCUCUGAUCAAAAUGGUCAUCAUAUGAAUGGGAUCAAUGGUCACAUGAAAGGUGAAAGCUAUAGUGUUGAUCAUGAUGGGCAGCUAAAGCAUGGUCCAUAAGAUCAUGAGAGGGUCUGGCUUAUGUAAUUUAGUUCAUGCAUGUUACUUUUCUGUUGGUUGGGGCUUCUAUCAGAUUAAGUCUUUUUAUUACCUUGUUUUUUUUUUUCUUUUCUUUUUUGGUUCUUGCUUUUCAAGAUUUCUAUCUCUACAUGCAGCUUGAAAGAUGUAAUUAAACUAGGAGUUGAUCAUCACUUGUUCUCUCUGUAUGAGAAUUGAAUUACUAUGAACAUCAAAUCAUUACCAGAUC